AUGGUGGUGAGCUUCAAGGAGCGGGCUUUGGCCAUCAGCACAAUGCAUUCAUUCUCGAAGAGGUUUUGGAGAAAAAUCAGAUUCUGCAAGCUGCCCAGUUGCCACGUCUUUCCGCGGGGGCCUUCGGAUUUGGAAUACAGAAUCGACCCAGUUCCACGAGAUGCCCCAUUCGGCAAGUUCAUGUCGCACAUUGUCGUCAGCACAGUCGCAAGGCACAGGGCGGACUACCUGUCUGCAGUGUAUUGUGAUCCGCCGCAGCUGGAUGUUAUUCAGGUGCGAUCCGUAGUGAACCCAAGAUUGCAAAAAUCAUAUCUGGCAAAACUCGAGAAUAUCGAAGGCAAGAGGAGGCGACAAGGCACGUGCUCUCCGAUUGCGGCCCUCUCGCAUUUGAAGGUGCCAGUGAACAUGCACGACUUCGACCUGAACGAGCACUUCUUAUUCCACGGGGCUGUACGGUCCACCUUAGAACAAAUAUGCAAGGGUGGUUUCAACCCGCAGCGGGGUGGCGAGGCUACUGGCAAGCUCUUCGGUACCGCUUCAUAUUUCGCUGCCAAUUCUUCUAAAAGCGACGAUUACACAGAGGAGCGCGCAAAUCCGUUGGCAAAGAAUGCCACGAGGACGUUAAUUGUUUCUCGCGUUGCCCUCGGCGAGUCAUUCCGAACGGCCGACCCCAUGCAGGGCGCCACGAGACCUCCCGACAACGACGACGGCGUGGACUUUGACGGGGGUCGGCGACUUCUGUGUGGGCGGAUAAGUCGAGUAAUGGGGGUUGCGUGGACCACAUCGAGGCCAUGA
Molecule: messenger RNA, 795 nt
Organism: Prorocentrum cordatum
Lineage: Eukaryota; Dinophyceae; Prorocentrales; Prorocentraceae
Source: the annotation of a GenBank genome assembly